AUGAGUGUCCCUCCUACAGAACCUAGAAAGCCCGAAAACCUCGUGGGAGUCAUGGAGCAGGGGAAAGACUCGCCGGCCCCGUCGAUCAUCGGGUCGAUUGAUACGUUCCAGGCAUCCCAAGUAGCACCUUGGGCCAAAUACAUGCCUGGGCCGUCUCCCCAGCACCUAUAUCAAGGCCUUCCUGUGACCUGGUAUCGGGUCGCAGUGGUGUCACUGGGAGGCUUUGUCUUCUUCUUGUCUGGAACCAACGUUGCCAUGAUGGGCAGCGUUUCUUCCGUGCCGGGUUUUCUGGAGGAGGUGGGUCUUACGGGGAGUGAUCACCAUACCCAAGUCUUGAUCGGAGUGGUCAAUAGCAUCUACUGGAUUGGAGUUGUUGCAGGUGCUUUGUUCUCUGGCUGGCUUUCUGACAAGAUUGGUCGACGCCGGGCGAUUGUCACCGCUGGAAUCUACGGUCUCGUCAUCAUUCCCAUUCUGGUGGCGCUGCAGAACUUCUCCUGGGCCUUGGUUCUGCGACUUCUUAACGGAGUUUUCACUGGCGCUUUCGAUUCUGUAGGGCUUAAUCUCUCUGCCGAAUCUGUCCAUCAUCGAUACCGUGGCAUUGUAAUUGGAGCCCAACUAGUCUGCGCAGCGAGCGGAGCAGGUCUGAUUUACUUCAUUAUCUAUGGUUUAUCCGGGCACGCAAAUAGCGAUGUCAUCUGGCGAUUCCCGCUAGCAUUUCAGCUGGUCUGGGUGAUCAUCAUCCUGAGCUUGAUCUAUUUCAUCCCUGAAUCCCCUCGGUGGCUGGCCCAGGUGGGUCUGGUGGAUGAGGCACGGCAGGUAUUGUUACUAUAUGAGAGCGCAGAGCAGCCUGAGGAAGCUGGUACCGUUGAGGAAAUCGUCGAGGCCAAUUUGAAGACGAUCAGAGACACUAUUCAAGGAGAGAUUGAAAAUGCUUCCUCCUCCACCUAUUGGGAUAUGUUCACUAAGCAGGAUGAACUCAAGACAGCCCGGCGGACUUGGUCUGCCCUAUUUGUUCAGUUUGGAACCCAGGCAAUGGCUGGUGUUGGUAUAGUCACUGGUUAUGGGAUUCAAAUCUUCGAAACAGGAGGCUGGUCUUCACAAACUGCAGCGCUCCUGACUGGCGUGAGCAUCUUCACACAGGCCGUCUUUGGCAUUCCUGGUGCCAUUCUGGCUGAUAAAAUCGGCCGCCGCCGCGCUAUGUACUAUGGAGCGAGCAUCGGAUCGGGCCUCCUCAUGCUCAUUGGAAUGUGUGGCUACUUCGUCUACCAAAACAAGGUGACCAAUCCCGACCUUGCAAAAUCAUACGGCACUGUGACCGUAGCCUUGACGCUGAUUUGGUGUGCUGUCUUUGGCAUGACAUGGUGUAAGUGA
Molecule: messenger RNA, 1371 nt
Organism: Penicillium macrosclerotiorum
Lineage: Eukaryota; Fungi; Ascomycota; Eurotiomycetes; Eurotiales; Aspergillaceae
Product: Low-affinity glucose transporter
Exons: 2
Coding region: 1-1371 (456 amino acids)
Biological process (GO): carbohydrate transport; transmembrane transport
Cellular component (GO): membrane
Molecular function (GO): carbohydrate:proton symporter activity
Source: RefSeq, a predicted model, not a curated record